This is a messenger RNA of Cladophialophora bantiana CBS 173.52, 1752 nucleotides long. RefSeq lists its product as uncharacterized. The transcript is spliced from 12 exons. NCBI's taxonomy places the organism in Eukaryota, Fungi, Ascomycota, Eurotiomycetes, Chaetothyriales, Herpotrichiellaceae. The record is from RefSeq and is a predicted model, not a curated record. Gene Ontology annotation, molecular function: oxidoreductase activity, acting on CH-OH group of donors; flavin adenine dinucleotide binding. Bases 1 to 1752 code for a protein of 583 amino acids.
AUGUCUCCCGGACGGAUAGUUGAAGAAAACGAGUACGACUUCAUUGUGUGCGGCGGAGGCACAUCAGGAUGUGUGGUAGCGGGCAGACUUGCCGAAGACACCAAUGCUCGCAUUCUCGUUGUCGAGGCUGGGCCUCAUAACAAAGAUCUCGAGAACGUCCACAUGACCGGUGGCUGGUCGAAGAAUUUCGAUGGAGAACUCGACUGGAACCUGAUCACUCCGCCCAUGAAAGGCAUCGACGGCAGACAAGUCAAGCUCAGCCGAGGCAAGUUCUUGGGAGGAUCCAGUGGUGUCAAUGGCACCGUGUGUGUCAGAGGCAGCAAGCAAGACUACGACGACUGGAAUCUUCCGGGAUGGUCAGGAGAAGAAUUCUUCGAGUACAUGCGCAAGGCCGAGACAUUCCACCCUAAGCCGUGGUUUCAAGCCGACGAGAAAGCCCACGGUUACAGUGGCCCGCUCCAUACAGAGCCGCAUGAUGUUGCACCUAUCUCGAACCUGCUACUCGAAAGCAUGCAAGACAUGGGUUUGCCAUUGGUGCACGACAUGUUCAGCAACGGCGAGACCUCCCACGGCUGCGGCCAUGCGCCCCGAACUGUCCACAAAGGUAUCAGAUCUACCGGCGCGGACUUCGUGACUAACGAUCAGCAUAAAGCUAACAUCGACCUCAUGGUUGAAACCGUUGUGGACAAGAUCAACUUCGAGGAGAGGAAUGGCGAGUUGCAUGCCACCAGUGUGGUGCUUGUCGACAAGAACGGCACAAAAAGAGAAGUCAAGGCCAAAAAGGAAAUUGUUGUCUCUGGAGGUAGCGCAUAUUGUUCUCCAGCAAUUCUCCUUCGAUCUGGCAUCGGUCCCAAGGCCGAGUUGGAACAGUUGGGCAUCAAGUGCCUUGUUGAUUCCCCCGGAGUUGGAAAGGGUUUGAUGGAUCAUCUUAUCGUGUUUGCCUUUUACGAGGUCUCCAAGGAAGGGUUGACCAACGAUCAUCUUGUGUACCAUGGAGACGCUGCCACAGCUGCAUAUAUGCUAUACAAGGAAAAGAAAGAAGGAGUCCUCUCCACGUUCCCGUUUGGCGCCUUUGCCUUCGCGAGGCUAGACAAUCGCCUGAAAGAUGAGCCACUGUGGAAAGAGGCAAAGAGGCAGCCUGGCCGUGACCCGAUGGGCCUGACUCCCAAGCAGCCCAACGUUGAAUUUUUCACCACCGAGUUGUACGGUGGUCCUAAGCAAUAUGAUCAAUUUCCCAUCGACAAGAAACACGCCUUCGCCAUGAUAACCGAGCUAUUUUCACCUCGUUCAAGGGGCACAGUUACUUUGAAGUCCGGGGACCCUCUCGAGAACCCUGUGGUUGAUUGCAAUUACCUUGCCGACCCGCUCGACAUGCUGGUUGUCUCCGAGGGCGUUAGGUUCGGCAACGAGAUUGUCAUGAACCUGAACAAGGUUGCCAAAGAAGAGGUUGUGAAAGGGUCGUGGCCAUCAGAUCUAACACAUCACACUUACACCAAACGGGAAGAAUGGGUGCCUUAUGUCAAAAAGGAGGGUACCACAUGCUAUCAUCCUGCAGGGACUUGCAAGAUGGGUCGGGAUGAGGACAAGAUGGCCGUUCUUGAUGAGAAGCUUCAAGUCCGUGGAGUAAAGGGCCUCAGCGUUGCUGAUACCAGCGUGAUGCCUACUUUGAACGGUGGCCACACUCAAAUGCCGGCGUACGGCAUCGGUGAGAAAGCAGCUGAUCUGAUCAAGGCACGAUGGUCCAAGGCGUAG